CCCCCUGCAACCGAAAAGCAACCAUCCAACCCUAAACCUGGAAAACGCUCUUCAUACAUGGCUUUGAGAUCCCCAUUUCGUUCGUCUUCAAUCUCUCAAAACCCAUCUCUGAAAGGUAAUAUUUCAUCUUUGUUAGCUCACUUGCACAACCUCACAACUUCAAGCUCCAACAAUGAAGUUUUGUAUUCUUUCGAAAAACCCCUAGAACGAUCCUCACUUGCUAAAUUCCUCAAAGAAAACUGUCGAUCAGGUAACUUUACUCUGAAUGAAGCAUUGAACUUUUUUCAUUACAUGAUUAAUUCGCAACCCAUCUCUCCAAUUUCAUCAUUCACUACUUUGUUUAGUGCACUGGCAAAGAAGAAGCAUUAUUAUGAAGUGAUUUCUCUUUAUAAGUGGUUGAAUUCAACUGGGUUGUCUCCAGAUUUAUUGUAUUUGAACGUUUUGAUCGAUUGCUUGUGUGAGAUUGAAAGGGUUUCUGAUGGUUUUGCCGUUUUGGGGGAGAUUUUGAAGAAGGGUUUCGGCCCUGAUGCUAUGACUUUUAAUUGUUUGAUCAAAGGUCUGUGUGUAGAGAGAAAGAUUGUGGAGUCGAUGGAAUUGUUUCAGAAAAUGGUUGAUGUUGGUUGUAGGCCUAAUGUGAUCAUUUACAGCACUUUGAUUGAUGGAUUGUGUAAAACGGGGAAGAUAAGUGUUGCCAUUAAGUUGCUUGAAGAGAUGGUUGAUGGGAAUAAAAAAUCUGGUGUUAUUUGUAGGCCAGAUGUUGUUACUUAUACUACUAUAAUUGAUGGUCUUUGUAAGGCUGGAUUAAUUGAGAAGGCUAGAAAAUUGUUUUUGGAAAUGAAGGAUUCUGGAAUCAGUCCAAACACAGUCACUUAUACCACUCUAAUUCAUGGUUUUUGUUGUGUGGGUGAUUGGGAGAAGGGUAGAAGUUUAUUUAUUGAAAUGAUAGAUCAAGGUGUGCGGCCUUGUGUGGUGACGUUUAAUGUGCUCAUAGAUGAACGUUGCAAGAAAGGGAAAUUGCACGAAGCAAAUAGGUUGUUGGAGCUUAUGAUUCAGAGAGGUGUGGUUCCUAACGUUUAUACUUACAGCAUUUUAAUGAAUGGAUUGUGUAAAACAAGGAAGAUAAGUCCUGCAAUUAAGUUGCUUGAAGAAAUGGCUAAGGGAAAUGAAGAAUCUGGUGUUAUUUGUAGGCCAAAUGUUGUUACUUAUAGUACUAUAAUUGAUGGUCUUUGGAAGGUUGGAUUAGUUAAGAAGGCGAUAGACUUGUAUUUCGAAAUGAAGAGUUCAGGAACUACUCCAAACGUAGUCACUUAUAACAUUUUGAUCAAUAUGCUUUGUAAAAAUGGACAACUAGAAAAGGCAAAUGAGUUGUUGUCACAUAUGGAGGAAAAAGGUUGUGCUCCAGAUGUAAUCAAGUUUAAUACCCUAAUGUUCGGUUUCCUCAAGAAUAAUAAGAUACCAAAAGUUGUUGAACUCCUUCAUAAGAUGGCAAAGAGAAAUGUGAAGCCGACUGAAUGUACAAUGUCCUUAGUCAUGCAGUUGCUAAUGAAGGCCGAAAAUUAUCGUGAAUGUUUGAACCAGCUUCCUCAAUUUCUGGUCCAAAAGCGAAAUUGAAGUUUACAUGAUAAAACUUUAGUGAGUAUUAUACUUUUUCUGGAGUAGAAUCCUGCAAAAGUUCAUCCAGCUGCCCAAAUGCUCUGUUUUGGUUACAGUAAGAAGAAAGUUCAGAAAACACUUUCAUCUGUUCGAAUUUGAUAGGGAGGGUGAUGGGGAUGAUCGAGAAUGAUGGCUUCCCUGAUUAGACAUACGAU
Pistacia vera is the source of this 1808-nucleotide messenger RNA. RefSeq names its product putative pentatricopeptide repeat-containing protein At1g12700, mitochondrial. Gene Ontology annotation, molecular function: protein binding. The transcript has a single exon. NCBI's taxonomy places the organism in Eukaryota, Viridiplantae, Streptophyta, Magnoliopsida, Sapindales, Anacardiaceae. The record is from RefSeq and is a predicted model, not a curated record. Bases 58 to 1611 code for a protein of 517 amino acids.